GUGGCUGCAUGUAGAGGACCCAGCACUGCAGAAUACUAAAGGACCCCACCCCCCCCGAUCUGGGGAUGAGUGAUGCAUCUACUGGUGCCUGACCGCUUGAGUGGCAGCUGACAGCCUGUCCUGCAUUGUUGAUGGUGUAAACUUGCCAAGAGCAGGCCAGUGGAUUUGGAUACCAGGGUAAAAUGAAGCAUUGUGACUUGAGUGACCUUUGUUUGUGAAGGGGAAAUCAGAGCCAUCAUGGCUGAUCAAGGUGAAAUGAAGGAUAAUGACCAGGACCUGUCACCUGACAUGAAGCACUGGAGCAAACAACAAGUGAGAGAAUGGGUUCUGAAGCUGGAAGGUGUGGAUGACAAAACUGCAGAAACAUUGUUUCUGCAGGACAUUACUGGACCUAGCCUUUUGCUUUUAGAGGUUUCAGAAUUAAAAGAAAUGGGUGUGACUUUUGGGCCAGCAAAACUUAUCAUUCAUGCCAGAGAUGAACUCAUCAAGUUAAAGAAGGAUGAGCCCACAAGCUUUGCAAACCAGUCUGGAAGACCAUGUAAACCCUAUCCAUUUCAUAGGUACCAUGACACGUACAGAUACAUAGAAGGCAACAUUCUUGAUAUCCCAGAAUCAGGUGCAUCAGGCCUCAUUGAACCAUGUCAUGAAUAUAAAUCUUUCAUCAACACAACGGAUGAAACUAAAAUGGACAAAUUUACCUCUGAGAUUAUUCGGUUUGCAGCUGCCUGUAUGAAUAGUUGCACCAACGGCACCAUCCAUUUUGGAAUUGGGGACAAGCCAGAAGGGUUUACCCAUGGGCAAGUGUUGGGGGUGGUUGUAGAUGACAAAGAGGCUUAUGGUGUUGAACUAAAGUCUGAAAUUGAUUGUUAUUUUGAGCAUAAACACAAACUCAGCGCCCAAAAGUGCAUCAAACCACCUCGAUUUGUUGGAGUUCUCAACAAGGACAUGAUGUCAUCCAACAAGUGUGUGAUAGAAGUGGACAUAGUUCCUGACUCGACCAUCUGUGGGGAAAACUUCUAUCAUACUUAUAGCAUGAGCACAAAAAAGAAAAAAACUAAAGUUAAAGAAACAGUCACAACUGAAACCAACCCAUCAAAACAAUUCUUUGUUCGAGAUGGAGGAAGCAGCAGAAAUCUGUUCCCUCACACUACAUCUGCCAAAGACGCCAAGGAGUACAAUGACUUUAUUGGUAGUGUUGAACAAAGAGCACAACUAAGAAAACAAGCAGAAGAGAAGCACCUGAGAGUGAUAAAAAGCAGUAACCAAGGGUCUAAACUGAGUCAGAUGAUAACUGGGGGAACAGCCUCAUUAGACAAGUCCCACUAUGAGCGGUACGUAAUAGUAACUAAUAAAUCUCAUUCAGUUCAGUUUGAAUCACUGGGGUUUCUUGUGGAACUCAACCCAACAGCUGUGCUCGACUUUGACCCGCAAUCAGCCCAAAAUGGAUUACAGCAGUACUUUGAAAAGCAGAGUCCAGUAACUGUCCAUUUACCAGACCAGUAUAAAAUUACAGGGGAUGUAGAGGACAUUGCAAACAAUUUGCAAUUAACUCGAAACACCAGUUGGGUUUUCUGCAAUGGGAAAAUAGGUGAAGAGGAACCCUCAGAGAUAAACCACUGGAUGAUGGACAAGGGAGCUUCCAUUCGAGGUGUGACGUCAUUUUUGUGUCGGAAAGAUGUGCUUCCAAACAAGAGAUUCCUUGUGGUUUUCUUACUUUUGUCGACAGUAAGUGACACAAUGGAUCCUCUUGUUGAGACAUUCAGCACUUUCUUGCAGGAGUUGAAAGGCACAGAGCAGAUCCUUUGCAUUUGCGAUAAUAAGCAAGCAUUUACCUCCUGGAGAGACUUGAUUCAGGCUCGCUGCGGAAUCGACGUCUCGUCUAGAUGCAUCUAUGAGCUCAGUUUAUCCGAAGUUAAUGGCACUGUUCUUAGUCUGUGGUCAGAAAACCGAAGAUCUAGUCGUUUCUUACCUUGUGGUGGGGGAGGCAAAGUGAUUCUGGAGAAGAAAAUAGAGCGUAGCCUGAAUACUUUAGAUGUCCUGUGUGUAAACCAGUGUGAGGGAGGGAACGAGGACAAAAUUGCCAUUGAGGAGAACUUCUACAAAGGAGGGAAAGUGUCAUGGUGGAAUUUCUUUUUCUCGGAGCAGCCUGGAUCCACUCCGUUUAUUAAACGAGACAAGUUUGCCUACAUCACUGACACAGUCAUACCAGAACUGUGUUCUGAGAGAAAAGCCUGCAUGUUGCUCAACCUCAUCCACAUACCUGGAUGUGGUGGGACAACAUUAGCCAUGCAUACUUUAUGGGCACUCCGAGACAGAUUUCGCUGUGCUGUCCUUCUAGACAACAACGCUGACUUUGCUAAAGUUGCUGAUCAAGUUGUGACACUUCUUAGCUAUAAAUGUGAAGAGCAGUUACCACAUGUCCCUGUUUUGUUGAUGGUAGAUGAUUUUGAUGAGAUGGAAAGGGUAUUUGACUUACAACAGCUCAUUGAAAAUGAGUGUGUGAAGAGGCAAAGUCAGUCCAAGUCUGCACAGGUGAUUCUCCUGAACUGCAUGAGGUCUGAAUCCUCUGAACAUGACCAAAAAGAACCAACAAAAGACACUGUAUUCAUUGGGAACAAGCUCUCUGAAGAAGAACAGAAACAGUUUGAGCAAAAAUAUGUGGAAAUAGAAAAAACACAUACUAAUGCAGAAACAUUCUAUGGAUUCAUGAUCAUGAAGAAGAACUUAGAAGAAGGGUAUAUUCAAAGUGUGGCUUGCAAUACCCUGAAGAGCUUCAACAUUGACCAAAAAAGUGCACAGCUUCUGGCUGUUUUAGUUCUGUUGAGUGCAUAUUGUAAUCGUGCAACUGUGUCUGUCUCUCUUUGUGAAGAAUUCCUUGGUCUUCAACCCAAACCGUUUUGUGGAACCAUCAAAGUUGAGGAAGGAUUUGGAAAGUUUUCCACUUUAAUCACUUGCUGUGAAGUUGUGGGGAAGGUUGUAUUCAAGGCUAUAAAACUGAUUCAUUCAAAAAUUGCAUGGCACUGUUUGCAAGAACUCGCAGCAAAACACAACACAAGCAAAGCAAAGAUUACUGAUUUUCUGCUGACAACAAAUGAACUCUAUGGCAGCAUACAAGGCAAAGACAAACUUAUGCAGGAUGUUCGCAACAUUUUGGUGAAGAGGUACUCUUUGAAGGAAGAAUCUCAAGUACAGGCAACAGCAGCAAUCCCUGCAGGUGAAAAAGAUGAAAAAAAAUCACUAGAAACCCGUUUCUCCCCCCUCAUCCGACACAUUGAAAAUGAGACUCCAGGAUUGGAGGAAAGGGUGCUAAUAAAUGCUUCACACAGGUUUCAAAAAGAUGCAGUCAUAGCUCAGCUAUUAGCAAGGUAUUAUUACCUAAAAAAGAAAGAUUUUGAAGAGGCAAAACAGUGGGCAAAGACAGCCAAAAAUCUUUCUAAAGACAGCUCCUACAUUUCAGACACCGCAGCCCAGGUUAUAAAGCAUGAACUGAAGACCACCAUUGGAAAUGAAAAAGUGCCUAUUGGGCCUGAGGCACUGGGCAGACUUCUCAAACUGGCGAAAUCAGCAACAGAUUCAUUCAGAGAAACACAGAAUCUUGCCAAGGCAGAGUCCACCCAGCGAUUGCAAACCAAGGCAGGCAACUAUCCUUUCAAUACAGCUGGGUACUUGGGGGAAAUUCAGGUAGGGGUACAUGUGAUUGAAGUGCUGAAAAAGAUCCCCAUAUUUUCUGCAGGCAAUGUCCGUCAUGACAUACUGAGUCAGAUGCUGUCUGGAAGUCUCACACUUGACCAGAUAAAACAAAAUGAUCCAGGAUAUCGAAAAAACAUCCAGUACUACAUCAUUCUCCAAAGCUUUAAGGAUGUACUUUACAGCCUCAAAUGUAGGAUGAAGACGAACUUUGACUUCCUUGACAAGUUUUAUGUGAACCUAGGCUCCAAAUUUGGAAUGGAAGAAACUCGUGAGCAAAUAACCCAAAAUGAGCUUUUCAGAUGUUUCAAACAAUAUGCAGAGCUUUUCUGCAAGACAGAUUCUGCUGCUCUUUUGAAAAAUAAAACCAUGCAUAGAAUGCUGCAGCUACACCAGGCCAGACAAUAUCUGGAGAUGCAGAAAGCUGACACAUACUCUGGGAUUCUGAAUUAUCUCUCAAAGGAUGCAAAGGAUGUCCAACCUGCAAUUCUGGAAAAAAUUGCUAAACGAUAUGAGUUUAUCUGUACACAUGAACAGUCCCGUUCUGUGGAAAGGAUUAACUACAUCUACGUCAAUGUUGUGUUGAGCUGCAUCAAACUGGAAUCAGACAAAAUUCUGCCAUACCAGGAACUGGUUAAUAUCCUCUGUCAAAUUCUGCACAAGCCAAUUUCAUUGGAUGACAGUUUACCGCUGCUCUUCAUCGCAGUUGUUCUGUUGUGGCCACAGCAGUACUUAAGCCGUGCAGAAAGUGGCAACCUUGGAAAGCACAUCUCACAAAUGAGAACUUGUUAUCACACAGUGAUGAAAGAAGUGUACAGUGGCAAAAGGCCCAUCAUCCAUUUCUUCCUGGGGAAAAAGCAAGGCUACGAACGACUGGUACACCUCGGCCAAGUUAAAAGUUGCAUCAAGGCUGGGAAGGAACAGUUUGCCUCCAUGUGGGAAAAUGGCUUAAUCUGGAAAAACACAGAGGUGAAAGAGUGUCUUUACAGAGUCUCGGGGGAAGUGAGAGGCCGAAAUAUUCUGGCAAACACUUUAAUCCCAAACCUGAAGAUUGAGGUCACGCCAAUGUUUCAGAGUCAGCUUCGUAACCUCUCAGAUGGAUCAAAAGUGUCAUUCUUCAUUGGUUUCUCUAUGAAAGGCCCUCUUGCAAUUGACAUUUAUUAAACCACAGGAGCACUCGGUUAACACCAUGCAGGGCUGAAGCAAAACAAUGUGGGUCCAUCCAUUUUGUUGUGUAGAAUUAAGGAACCAGUUCCAGGUUUAUAAACCGAUGUAAGAUUUAGGUGUUUUGUAAGCAGAAAUGGAUAUGACCAAAUUUUUGUAUAAUAACCUGUGACUACAAAUGGUGUUUGUUUGUUUGUUUGUUUCAUCUAGAAGGACCAUGCAUAGAGAGAGCAGGUUCUCUUCCAUAGACCUCUACAUUUUUCACCUCAAUUUUUCUAUGGUAGAUUACAACAGACAAAUAAAAUGUUGCCUGAGUACGGGUAUUUAUUGAUUUUAUGUUAAAGUAAUAUUCACUUCAGGCUCUGUUACAUGGGAGGAGUGAGGAAUGGGAUUUCCAGUUGGUCGCAAUUUGUAACCUCACCACUAGAUGUCUCUAAAUCCUACCCAUAGGUCCAUUAACUAACUGUAUUUUUAUCAAGUUGAAACAAGCAAAAAGUCUGUAUUGUCUUAUUAAAACUCAUUGUGUAGCUCAUGAAUUGGUGUACUGUAUAGGUAACAGUUUGAUUAAAUUUUGUAACCAGAUACUCUUGACGAGGAACUCUGUCAUUAACUUUGUCACUUUUACCACUUUGAUGAAUCAUUGAUAAUGUGCAUUAAGAUAAUCACUGUUUUUUUGUUUGUUUUUUUAUUGAACUUUGUGCAUUUAACAAAAUAAGACAUUUACAGUUGCUAAAUACUGAUUUUUAUAAUACUUUUAUGUACAAGUUUUUUCAUGCACUGAUUUUGAUGUUGAAAGUAUACUGUAUGCUAUUUACUGCAGAUGUUUAAUGUUUCAGUGAGAAUGUCCUUUAUGUUGUUUUUUUUUUUUUACAUUUAUUACUCCAUGGAAUAUGAUGAGGACAUUGAAUUUUUCCACUCCAUUUACUUCUGAAUAAAAAUAUAAUAUUUAACAGUA
Messenger RNA from Sphaeramia orbicularis (orbiculate cardinalfish), 5806 nucleotides. Its product is annotated as sterile alpha motif domain-containing protein 9-like. The record is from RefSeq and is a predicted model, not a curated record. Gene Ontology annotation, cellular component: cytoplasm. Gene Ontology annotation, molecular function: protein binding. The transcript is spliced from 5 exons. NCBI's taxonomy places the organism in Eukaryota, Metazoa, Chordata, Actinopteri, Kurtiformes, Apogonidae. Bases 238 to 4851 code for a protein of 1537 amino acids.